This is a messenger RNA of Hordeum vulgare subsp. vulgare (domesticated barley), 1556 nucleotides long. RefSeq names its product hypersensitive-induced response protein-like protein 1. The transcript has 5 exons. The record is from RefSeq and is a predicted model, not a curated record. The coding region runs from base 344 to 1207 and encodes 287 amino acids. Lineage: Eukaryota; Viridiplantae; Streptophyta; Magnoliopsida; Poales; Poaceae.
UUGUCUCCUUUACAGUUAGCCUAUGGCAUUAUGCAUUUCUGAAAGUGAUUCAUAUGUUUGUAAGUUAGCUCAAACGCCCAAGUGGGUGAUCAGUGAAUUGCUUAGGAUGCGUAUACUCAUGCUGAUUGGUCUCAUUUGUCUCCGUCCAAGUGGAUACAGAUAACAACGGGUAUAAUUGAACAGGCUGUAGACCUGUAGUGUGCCCUUGCUUAUAGGGCGCAUUGCAGAUACCUGCCUUCAUUGUAAAGAUCCAGCUUAUUUGUCAUUUGGCCUUAUCCUUGUACCAGCUGAGCUUUUCUCUUUUGCCCUGCCAAUUCAAGUUUCGGUUCAGGAAGCCUGCAGUAUGGGGAAUCUGUGCUGCUGUGUUCAAGUCGACCAGUCUACCGUGGCCAUCAGGGAGCAGUUUGGGAAGUUCGACAGUGUGCUUCAGCCAGGAUGCCACUGCCUGCCUUGGAUCUUUGGGAAGCGUGUAGUUGGCCAUCUCACACUCAGGUUGCAGCAGCUGGAUGUGCGCUGUGAGACUAAGACAAAGGACAAUGUGUUUGUCACUGUUGUUGCAUCAAUUCAGUACCGACCUCUGGCUGGCAAAGAAAGCGACGCGUACUACAAACUGACCAACACAAGAUCCCAGAUUCAAGCCUAUGUUUUUGAUGUGAUCAGGGCAAGUGUUCCGAAGCUCAACCUGGAUGACGCUUUCGUGCAGAAGAACGAUAUAGCAAAGGCUGUGGAGGAUGAACUUGAAAAGGCUAUGUCAGCAUAUGGCUUUGAGAUCGUGCAGACCCUCAUUGUCGACAUCGAGCCAGAUGCGCAUGUCAAGCAAGCGAUGAAUGAGAUCAAUGCAGCUGCAAGGAUGAGGGUGGCUGCAAACGAGAAGGCAGAGGCUGAGAAGAUUGUCCAGAUCAAGCGUGCUGAGGGCGAAGCAGAAGCCAAGUACCUGUCCGGCCUAGGUAUCGCCCGCCAGCGCCAGGCCAUUGUGGAUGGCCUGAGGGACAGCGUCCUGGGCUUCGCAGUCAAUGUGCCUGGCACCACUGCAAAGGACGUGAUGGACAUGGUGCUGAUCACCCAAUACUUCGAUACUAUGAAAGAGAUCGGCGCGUCCUCCAAGUCCUCGGCGGUGUUCAUCCCCCAUGGCCCUGGCGCAGUGCGCGACAUCGCCACACAGAUCCGCGACGGUCUUCUUCAGGGCCAGUCUGCCUCUGACAACUAGCAGUUUGCUUCAGGGCCAGUCUGCCUCUGACAACUAGCAGUUUGCUUCAGGGCCAGUCUGCCUCUGACAACUAGCAGUUUGCUUCAGGGCCAGUCUGCCUCUGACAACUAGCAGUUUGCUUUGCCGGCAUGAACUUUAAAAGCUGGCGGUGGUUUGUGGUUUGCUAGCUAUUGCCUACAGUACUGUCUAAUAUGAUGCAUGCCGUAUUAUUAAGAACUUAUAUGGAACCAUAUGUGGAUCGUGGCAUGCCAUGCCUUAGGUUGAUGUGCGGUAACAAAACCCAUUAACCCUGUGGGAAUGCAGUGUGAUAUAAGCGUGUUAUAAAAUGUUGGUGAUGAACUUGAUCUAA